UACAUGAAAUCGCAUAUCACCACUCGUUCGAUCUGCCAUCUGCCCCAAUCUCGUUAUCAAUAGCCAUCGGAAAAAUCUCGCACGAAUCUCUCUGUUUUCUCCGAAUUCAGAUCCGACGAUGAACGACACGGAUGUCUCCAAACAGAUUCAGCAGAUGGUCAGAUUCAUCCGCCAAGAAGCGGAUGAAAAGGCCAACGAGAUCUCCGUUUCCGCCGAGGAAGAAUUUAACAUCGAGAAGUUGCAAUUAGUGGAGGCAGAGAAAAAGAAGAUCCGACAGGAGUAUGACCGCAAACAGAAGCAAGUUGAAGUUCGAAAGAAAAUUGAAUAUUCCAUGCAGCUCAAUGCUUCUAGGAUCAAGGUUCUUCAAGCACAGGAUGACUUGGUUAGUGCUAUGAGAGAGGCAGCAUCAAAGGAUCUUUUGAAUGUGAGCCAUCACAAGUUUCAACAGCAUCAUAACUAUGAAGGACUGUUGAAAUCUCUCAUUGUCCAGAGUUUACUCAGACUGAAAGAACCGUCUGUGUUAUUGCGUUGCCGAAAAGAAGACAAGCAUAUGGUGGAAUCUGUUCUGCACGAUGCAAAGGCAGAAUAUGCAAAGAAAACGAAAGUUCAUGAACCUGAGAUCAUAGUUGACACCAUCUACCUUCCAUCGGCCCCUUCGCAUAAUGAUCCUCAUGCUCUCUCCUGCUCUGGAGGUGUAGUUUUGGCUUCCCGGGAUGGUAAAAUUGUGUUCGAGAAUACGCUUGAUGCUCGUUUGGAUGUUAUAUUCCGUGGGAAACUUCCAGAGAUCCGCAGGCUGUUGUAUAGCCAGAUAGCUGUUUAAGGAGGAUGGUGAUAUCUUGUAUCUAUCUAUCUAUUCGUUCCAGGCUUGUUGAGAAGAACCACAAUCGGAUGAUUUCCAGUGUAAUUCAUGUUUUCUCAGGUCGGUCAUCGUCGUGUUUUUAAGUAUUUAUGUCGUUGCGAGUCUUUGCUUGGUGGACGUCCGUUUGAGCCAAAGCCAUGGCAAAGGACAGCACAACCCAUUUGUUUGAAUAAAUAAACGUUCCUGUAUUACAUAUUCUGUAUUUUAUUAAGAAUUUUGUCACUCGAUUUCUGUCGAUGAAAAUGUAACGUCGAAACCUUGUUUGAACAUUUUACGUUUUAAGACGAUCGCCUAUUUUCUGUUUGUAA
Messenger RNA from Cynara cardunculus var. scolymus (artichoke), 1167 nucleotides. Its product is annotated as V-type proton ATPase subunit E-like. Gene Ontology annotation, cellular component: proton-transporting two-sector ATPase complex, catalytic domain. Gene Ontology annotation, biological process: proton transmembrane transport. The transcript is spliced from 6 exons. Gene Ontology annotation, molecular function: proton-transporting ATPase activity, rotational mechanism. Lineage: Eukaryota; Viridiplantae; Streptophyta; Magnoliopsida; Asterales; Asteraceae. The coding region runs from base 119 to 820 and encodes 233 amino acids. The record is from RefSeq and is a predicted model, not a curated record.